Chiloscyllium plagiosum (whitespotted bambooshark) is the source of this 1159-nucleotide messenger RNA. RefSeq lists its product as uncharacterized. Gene Ontology annotation, biological process: immune response-activating cell surface receptor signaling pathway; positive regulation of natural killer cell mediated cytotoxicity; natural killer cell activation. The record is from RefSeq and is a predicted model, not a curated record. Lineage: Eukaryota; Metazoa; Chordata; Chondrichthyes; Orectolobiformes; Hemiscylliidae.
GUGAGCCUGUCAGUUCAGCAGUAAACUACAAAACCACUUUAUGAAUUUACUAGCAACCCGCGGUUCAACUUGUACCGUUUAAUGCUUUCGUAACAAUGGUGACAGAACGGUGGUCAACAGCCCCUUUCUUCCUUCUCUUUUCAAUUUCUCUUUCAGGUAUGGACGCUGGUGAUGUAGUUCAAGCUCCCAAAAACAUUCAUAUAAUGCAAGGCCAGAGUGUGAUUUUGAACUGCUCCUUUCGUUUGCAAGGACUGGGUACCUACAGCUGGAGAAGGGACGACAUUCCUAUAGACUUUGACUCACCAAGAUACAAACAAAGAAUUACAAAAGCUGACACUAAUGCUUUCAAGUUGAGGAAAGACGCAUCCAUUCAAAUUAAGAAUAUGACAGAGUGCGAUUCUGGCAGAUAUUUCUGUGAGAUUGAAAUAAUGGGGAAACAGAAGAGUACAGGCAAUGGAACCAUGGUUACCGUGGAACGGCAUGCUUGUGAUAAAGAAAGGCCUUUAAAAGCCUUGCCAUUUGACUGGAUAUGGAUUGCAGUGGCAGGAGGAGUCACGCUGCUGGUCACUCUGUCGCUGCUUGUGGUAAUCAUAAUUCUUGCUCGACGAAACAAAGCAUACGCUUUGCUUGUCAGAGAAUGUUCCUCAUUCGAUUUUGCAAAAGAACAGGAAUUACCACAAAGGAACAAAGUGCGAAAUCCUGCCCAGCAUCAGCGUGAUGAUGCUUACCUUCACUGCCAUGGCAAUGAACCCAAACCAAAGAAAAAACGCCCACAUCCUCCAAGGAGAAACGUGGAGUAGAUCUCUUGUAAUUAAUUUAGUGUCAGACACCUAGCUCAACCAUGUAACCUUAUCGAAAGAAAGUGUAAGAUAAAAAAUGAGCAUAUUACUUCCAACUUUUGGGUUUUGUGCACGAACUAGUUGUUGACCAUUUAUGUACAUGUUGAAUGAAAACUUAACUAUGUGACAUCCCUUCUUUUACAAUUUAACUUUCUUCAGUCUUUGGUAUACUGUUACCAAUAAGCAACUUAUUGUUAACGAUAAUUGAUGCGAAUGAAAAGUUUCAUUCCACAAAAAUACUUCCCAAUAACUGAAUAUUUGGAAAUAUUACCACAUAUAUGUGAUUUAUUUAUUCAAUUUGUUCCAUUUAUUAUUUGUAU